Acanthocheilonema viteae is the source of this 1740-nucleotide messenger RNA. NCBI's taxonomy places the organism in Eukaryota, Metazoa, Nematoda, Chromadorea, Rhabditida, Onchocercidae. The record is from the annotation of a GenBank genome assembly.
AUGGGACCAACGGAAGAACGACAUCGGUGGUCUCAGAAGCUCGAGAAUGUAUUGGAGGAUCGUGAUGCUUUGGAAGCGUUCAAGAAGUGGAUGAAGAAUGAGUCAUCGUUAGCCGAACAUCCCAUCAACUUGCACUUUGCCAUCAUAGCUUACAAAAAUAUGUGUACGAUGAAGAAUUCUCGUGCUGCAGAACUUGCGCGUAGUUUGCAUCAAAAAUAUAUCAGUUUAAAAACCGGCGUCUGUUCGUUUUUGCAUGAGGAUCUUCGACGAGAAGUGAGCCUUCGAGUUCAUGCCUUUUCGGCUGGUGAACCAGAUCCAACAGUAUUCGACUGUGUGGUUUUACCAGUAGAGCAAUAUUUGAGACAACAACAUGCUCAGUUUGUUUCUUCUGAAGAGUUUAUUGACGCUUACAAUCGAAUGGGGGAAUAUACUCCGAAACCACCCCGUAUUCCUUCUUCAUUAACAUCAAGUCGCAAGCAGCGGAAAUCAUAUCCUUGUCAACCAACUCUUACUGCCGAAAUGUUGCUGAAAACGCAGCAUGAACGGGAAACUACAUUAGGUGAAAGUGAAGUGGAGAAGUUAUAUCGGCCAGUAAUGAAAACACCAUACAUCUGCAAUGCAACAACUAGUAAAAAUGAUUCUGCAGUAUCAUCUACUUUCUCAAGUGACGCUAACGGUCAACAUCCAGCCGUGAAAUUAAGUACAAUUCGAGAAGAGCAGCUAAAAGGCAAUCCAGCUACGCAUACAUUAGCGAGAGUAGAGAGAGUUGAUGGUGGACCGAUGGUCAUUCACUGCACAGAGGAAGGACGAAGAGCUUUUGCUGCACUUCUAAUCGAAAAAUUGAAUGUUUUAAGUGCCCGUCGAAAGAGAAAUGAUGUCAUGAGCCAGCAACUUCGUGCUAUUGAGAGUCAUAAGUGCUCUGCACGCGAGGUUGUGAAUGACGUUGAACCAACAGCUGCUGAAGAAGACGAUGAACUGGAACGGUAUGUACGGCAAAGAAUGGCUGAUGAUUCUAAUAAACCAUCACCUUCGUAUCAUUCUCCGGAUUCCCUGAAUGCUCAGUCUCUUCGUUUUCGACGACGAUCACCAAGAUCAAGUUCACCGGAACGCUUUCGCCAGUACGUUGCUUCACCUAUAGCUAAUGUAUUUUAUUCAUCGAAUCCGUAUAGCGCAAAUGGCUUUGCACCGCCACCAAUUAGUCGACACAAUCGAAUAACAAACGUUAAUCCUGCUGUACUGAAAGGAGCACGAUGUGAUAUGAAGUCCAUGGCUAUUUAUGACACAUCGGGUAUCGAAUCAAUGGCUCCGUCAUCUGUAAGUGAACGGGAUGAAGCAGCACGUGCCGCUAUCUUUCAAAAAGCGCGAAUGCUUUCAUAUGGUGGUUGUGUAAGCAGUAGUAGUUUUGGUCGUAGAAGCAGCCACAAGCAGCAUCACGAUUUCAAUUCUCUAUCGCGUUCACGAGGAGGAACAGACCCAAAACAGCUAGUGACUAUUAGCUACAAAGAGAAAGGUCGUGUACCAGUAGUUGCACAUGUUCCAACACAUCCGAUCACAUUUCGAGAAUUUCGUAAAUACUUAGGGAUUUCGUCAAAAUCAAGUUUACAAUUUUAUUUCAAGACUGCCUGUGAAGAUGGUAAUUCACCCUAUCAGUUGCUCCUUGUGAACGACGAUGCCACAAUAUUACCGGUAUACGAAGGUCGCAUAACAGCUGAAUGCAAGUCAGUCUCUGAUUCUGAAUAG